GAAAAUGAAAAAGGAAAAAUUGGGAAUGAGAACUUGAUAACCCUUUGAAAACCCCCCAUUGAAUUGAAAGUAAAAAAAGAAAUAGUUGCCUUCCAACGUUCAUCAUCCUCAUCGGUUCCCACUUUUCAGUUGUUUGUGUGAGUAACAAUGGAGAAAGGGAAGAGCAACUGCAAGAACAAGAACAAGAACAAGCCAGCACCCUCAAGUGCCAUAACACUGGAGCAAUUCGUUUCCACCAUGGCUCCUUUAAUAGAUUUGGAAAAGGAUGCUGAAAUAUCAGUUUCCAUGAACUCUGCUGAGACAAGGAGUUUGGAUUCUGCUCAGAAGAAGGGUUCCACUAUUCUUAAUUUGAAGUGUGUCGAUAUCCAGUUUUAUGGACAGACAGGGCUAAUGGGCAAGAUGCUUCUGGAGUUUCAAUCAAACAAAGGGGAUAUCCUUCCGCCUCACAAGUUUGGCACUCAUGAUGUCGUUGUUUUGAAGCCAAAGAAAGCUGAUUUAGGCUGUCCUGCACUUGGACAGGGAGUUGUCCACAGACUAAAGGACUCAUCUAUUACUAUUGCUUUUGAUGAUGUCCCAGAAGAAUGUCUGAAUAAUCCUUUACGCCUUGAGAAACUGGCAAAUGAGGUGACCUACCGUCGGAUGAAAGACACGUUGAUACAAUUGAGUAAAGGUGUGCUGAAGGGCCCUGCCUCUGACUUGGUUCGUGUUCUUUUUGGGGAGAGACCUCCAACAAUGUCUAAGAAGGAUGUCAGUUUCACUCCUUCGAAUCGCAACCUUGAUCACUCGCAGAAAGAUGCAAUUUCGAAGGCACUUUCAUCCAAGGAUGUAUUUUUGUUGCAUGGGCCUCCUGGAACUGGGAAAACGACCACUGUUGUUGAGAUAAUUUUGCAGGAAGUCAAACGUGGUUCAAAGAUUCUCGCUUGCGCUGCUUCAAAUAUUGCUGUUGAUAACAUUGUUGAGAGACUUGUUCCACACAGAGUGAAACUGGUGAGAUUGGGACAUCCUGCACGUAUGCUCCCACAAGUAUUGGAUAACGCUCUGGAUGCCCAGGUUCUACGUGGUGAUAAUAGUUCUCUUGCAAAUGACAUCCGCAAGGAGAUGAAGGCAUUGAAUGGGAAAUUAUUAAAAGCUAAAGAUAGAAAUGUGAAGAAGGACAUCCGGAGGGAACUCAAGUCUCUUUCCAGAGAAGAGCGUAAAAGGCAGCAGCUAGCAGUAACGGAUGUUAUUAAGAAUGCAGAUGUAGUGCUGACAACAUUGACUGGGGUAUUGACCAAAAAGUUGGAUGGCUUAUCAUUUGAUGUGGUUGUUAUUGAUGAAGCUGCUCAGGCGCUGGAAAUAGCAUGCUGGAUUGCUUUAUUGAAGGGUUCAAGGUGUAUAUUGUCUGGAGAUCAUCUCCAGCUUCCUCCGACCAUUCAAAGUGUAGAAGCUGAGAAGAAAGGACUGGGAAAGACACUUUUUGAACGUUUAGCGGAUUUAUAUGGAGAUGAAAUCAUGUCAAUGCUCACUGUUCAGUACCGCAUGCAUGAACAGAUAAUGAAUUGGUCAUCCGGAGAGCUGUAUGAAAAUAAGAUUGAAGCCCAUUCAAGUGUUGCAAGCCAUAUGCUAUAUCACCUUGAGGAUGUGAAGGAAUCGCCUUCUACAGAAAAAGCCCUUUUGCUCAUAGACACAGCUGGGUGUGACAUGGAAGAAAAAAGGGAUGAGGAAGAUAGCACGUUAAAUGAAGGUGAAGCUGAGGUUGCCAUUUCCCAUGCGAAGAGACUAGUUGAAAGUGGAGUCCGGGCUUCUGAUAUUGGACUAAUCACUCCUUAUGCAGCACAGGUUGUUUUCUUGAAAACACUCAAAAGCAAUGUAGACGAAUUAAAAGAAAUGGAGAUUUCGACUGUUGAUGGUUUUCAGGGUCGAGAAAAAGAAGCUAUUAUCAUUUCUAUGGUCCGAUCAAACUCAAAGAAAGAGGUGGGAUUUCUUAGUGACAGAAGAAGAAUGAAUGUUGCUGUGACACGAGCAAGGAGACAGUGCUGUCUUGUAUGUGAUACUGAAACAGUCAGUGGUGAUAAAUUCUUGAAGGGAUUGAUUGAGUACUUUGAGGAGCAUGGUGAAUAUUUGAGUGCUUCAGAGUACGUAAAUGAAUAGGAAUUUUGGUCACUAUUAGUAGCCUGUUCUUCAGUGCUGCAAACAGUCAAGAGAACUCCAAAACCCAUGAUGCUUAUAGUUUGUAGGUGUAGGUUAUCAUCUGGGAGCCGGUGAUCUGUCAUAAAAUGUCUAAAUCACCUUUCUUGUGUUCUGUGGACUGCAGUAUCAUGAUUUGAAAUCUCAAUUCCUUAUCUAAGUCAAUUUUUGACUUGAUGAUGCAGUAUGUCUCUGAUUGUACCUACAUUGAUGUAUCUUGGAGGGAUGAUGCACCAUGCCUGUGAUGUACUUACAUUGAUGUAUCUCGGAAGAAAGUAAUCCUUCUAUUUUCACCUACUGAUCAGUUUUUAACCAAGUGUAAUCUUGAAAAUAACAAGGGACAUGCCCAAUGCAUGCCGUCAAGAAAUUAACUUGAAAAUUUGGAAAUAUUUGAUUGUGGUUCUAUUGUGCAUA
Messenger RNA from Solanum lycopersicum (tomato), 2580 nucleotides. The record is from RefSeq and is a predicted model, not a curated record. Lineage: Eukaryota; Viridiplantae; Streptophyta; Magnoliopsida; Solanales; Solanaceae.